AUGCUGCUAAACACCUUACGAUCCACGGGAGGGCCCCUCCCCUACCCCGAAGUAGCCAUUCCGCAGAGGUGGAGAAACUCGCGUGUAGCUCAGUGCCCACGCACUUGGCCCGUGGGAAAUCACGAAUUGAUGAACAGUUGGAUCUUGGAUCUGAGGGAAAAAGUCCAGCGUCAGAGGGAACUCUGGAAGUUUUGCCCGGAGCAAACGGAAGGGUGGCGUUGCCAUCGCCCAAGAUGGGAAGAUGGCAGGUGUCACAGGUUGCAGGGGAAGGUCGGAGAGCAGCUGAGGGCCCCGGAGCCUUCCUGGAAGGAGUUUCCCAUCCAGCCGCUCUCGCUUUCCGCAUCCGCCUGGUUCCUUAGAAUGCUGAGGGUGCCGGCGUCCGGGUCCUUCAUGGUGCAGAGGGUGCCCCCGUCUCACCCCGGGCGCCUCCCCGCUGCCGCCUCCUCCUGGAAACCUGGUGCGCGGCUCCGGACCUGGCGACCCGCGACCGGCUGGUCACUUGCUGUCGCCUCGCAAAGGCGCAUCCCUGGUUCAGUGGUGAGCCGCGGCCGGGUCGCUGCAACUCGCUCCAGGACUCGGGACUCGUGGCCUCGGUGUCCCUCGCGGAGCCCUCGGGGUGUCGCCUGCAGGCUCUUUUUUUGAGCGGGGAGGGCAUGGCCUUGUGAGAGGCUCCAGGAGGAAAGAGCGACCCUCCCCAGGCCCAAGUCCUCCCACAGCUCAAGGAAACUGUCGCUUCUGUCGGAAGAAGGGAGAGGAAGCUCCCUCCUGUGUGUCCCUGGUGGUCUAGUGGCUAGGAUUCGGCGCUUUCACCGCCGCGGCCCGGGUUCGAUUCCCGGUCAGGGAAUUGUUUUGCACUGGCCGCCCUCCCGCAGGAAUCUUCCUUCUCUACGCUGUCAGCCGGCCUGCUCCAAGGGCCAGAGGCAGAACAGUCUCCGCAGCGAGGGGCAAAGCCGGGCGAAGGAGGGCAAGUCCUGCUGGACCACCUCUCACCACACACCGCUGCUAUUUAUCUCCGUGCCCGUCAUCCGCGGAAGCAGCUUUAGAGGGCGACUGAGCGUCUAGCUCAGGUGUGCACAGCCGGGCAGAGAUGCCAGCCCCCGUGGAGCUGCACCCAAUAAGCCCACCCUGUUUGCCAUCGCCGCCCUGGAGGCGCCUUAGGGCUGAGCUGCGAAUAACUAGGAGAGAGGCCAAGCCAAGUCGUGGCGUUUGUGCCAGCCCCGGACACGGGCACCGGCCAGUCAGCGGAGCCUCCUCACCUCCGUUGGCAGCUAACGCGCUCCUUGGGCCUUCGGAAGAGGCGACCGGAGGCGAUGCCCGCGAAUUUGUUAGGGGGGGGAGAGACCGUGGUCACGAAGGGGGUCCUCCCAGAGUGAAGCUUCUUCAUCGCGCUCUAGAGUUGCUGAUCCCUGUGAUUUCCUGAAUGUGGGAAACCGUGUUUGUGCCGGAAGAGGGCUGCGCUCUUUACCUAACAUAACGGGGUUCAAGACUGACGUCGCCUCACGCCCACCCGAAAACGUUUACAUGGCUUCCUCGUCUCUUUUUUUUUUUUCCUGUCCUGAAGUUGCCUCAUCCUCACAUCCCCUCUUUUUUCUCUUCCACACUCGAGAGUGUCUCUCUCAUUAAAAGUUCCACAAAUAUUUGAAAUAUCUCAACCAGAAAGACUGCAAUAAAUACAUUAUUUCAUUCGUGGAAGCUACAGACCAGCUA
Messenger RNA from Symphalangus syndactylus (siamang), 1707 nucleotides. RefSeq lists its product as uncharacterized. Lineage: Eukaryota; Metazoa; Chordata; Mammalia; Primates; Hylobatidae. The record is from RefSeq and is a predicted model, not a curated record.